Messenger RNA from Culicoides brevitarsis, 1581 nucleotides. RefSeq lists its product as uncharacterized. The transcript has 7 exons. Bases 158 to 1546 code for a protein of 462 amino acids. Gene Ontology annotation, molecular function: protein binding. The record is from RefSeq and is a predicted model, not a curated record. Gene Ontology annotation, biological process: regulation of DNA-templated transcription. Lineage: Eukaryota; Metazoa; Arthropoda; Insecta; Diptera; Ceratopogonidae.
ACCAGGAAAAAAAGUCAAAAAAUUCCAAAAUAAAAACCUUCGAGUCCCGUCAAAAGCUUGCUGUAAGUGUUGCUGAUCGCGAAAAUUGGGGGAAUUUUCGGGAAAGAAAAGGCGGAAAAGAGCUUUGCAGCGAAAAACAAAUUACAGAACCAACAUCAUGGUUUCUCGUCGGAAAAUCCUGUCAAAAUCGCGCGAUGAUCUGACUUUCGAUCCGACAUAUUUCAAGAAGGAAGAGGAAGACGUUUGGUUCCAAAAAGACAAACUCUUCAAGGAUCAUCUGCAAGAAGUGCUCGACAAAUGGAAUCAAAUCGACGACGAAAUUUGGGCAAAAGUCAUCGUUUUCGAGCGAAAUCGUCGUGUUGCGAAAGCUUAUGCGCGUGCGCCUGUCCUCACCAUUAACGGCUCCGACGAUGGUUUCGACGGCAUGAAAAUUGGCUUGUGUGGCUUCGAUAAUCCGAUGCGCGAUAAGCGAACGGACGAGUACAAGCGACACAUUGCGCAAGGCAUCAAGAUCAAAAUGGACGAGGCGGGCAACAUUCUUGUGCGUCGUUACUGCAAAAGCAACAUUUAUGUCAAAAGUACGUCGCCAAAUGUCGCCGAAGAAACGGCAAUUGGCGCCGAAAUCACAAAGUUACCCGGAAUGGCAAUUGAAACAGAGAAAAUUGUCAAACUCUUCGACAUGAAAAAAUUCCAAUCAAACGUACACAGAGAACUGAGUCGUGGUUACCCGGAUCGUCGUAAACUCGAAACGCAAUGCCUGUCGAUGCUGGCGUUCGUCAAAUCCGAAAAUGAAGUACUCGAUUGCCCGAUUUGGGUGUUAAUUAUCAACGUUGUUGCGAUGGAUAUGCUGAAGAGCAAGUUGCCAAUAGGUGAGUCUCUGAAUUCGCCGGAAAUUAUUCGAGAGAAUCAUUUUCCACGAAUCGCAGCGCCAUCGAUUGUUGGAGCGCCAACUCAACGACAAUUCGACAUCAAAAAUCGCCCGAGAAUACCGAUUCCGGAUGAGGAUCCAUACAGCACGGCAGAAAAUUUUGCGAGUGCAACGAGUUCAAAUUCAGGUUUGAAGAGAGGCGAAAAGCCGCCAAAGUUACCGCCUCGUGAUAAAAUUUACUCAAGUGAGAUUCAAAAACCCGUUAUCUACGAGACAAAAGAAGAAUCAAAAUUGAAGCUUUUCUCACGGAGUAGGAGUAAAAAAGAUCAAGAAAAGGACAAUAAUAACAGAAAAUACGAGGAUCCAUAUUACUGCGGUCUUCGUGCACGCGUUCCCAACUUUGUCAAAUCCAACAAAAAGAACUCAAAGGACUUAAAACGUGGCCUAAGCCAUCCCGCAUCCAUGUCAAAUCUGUUGCCACAAGUUAGACGAGCGCCAAAUAUGCAGGAAAGCAUCAGAAUGCCGCCAGAGAGGAACGCCGCUUUAUGGCAUGCGAGAAGUUAUGAGAGCGGAAUUGAUUUACAAGAAUCACCUUAUAGUCAUUUGUAUGGGCAUACUGCAAUUCCGAGAGGAUAUGUUCCGGCGCCGCGAUCCAUGUACAUUGGAGAAUGGGACUAAAAUUAUAAAUAAAAAAGAGAAAUUAUGUAAAAUGC